Molecule: messenger RNA, 848 nt
Organism: Acanthoscelides obtectus
Lineage: Eukaryota; Metazoa; Arthropoda; Insecta; Coleoptera; Chrysomelidae
Source: the annotation of a GenBank genome assembly
AUGCAUUCUAAAAUUAGAUUUGGCCGCAAGCUAUUCGCGGACGAAGAAAAACCGUCCAUGAAAGGAAUAUUAGAAAAUCUGUAUAAUCCGUAUUUGGAUUUAUUAUGUCUAUCGUACAAAAAGCACACAUUGCAAGCUAUAAUUUCUGAGACAGUGGCGUAUAUAAGAGGUAGGGGCCUACGGUACAAAAUCCUGAUCAUGUUCUGGGCGGACUUGACAAUUUUUAAGAUAAGUGGAAAGGAGCUCUAAGGUGUGCAGCACAGGGUAGAAACCAGGAAAUGAAAAUGUAGUUUUGAUACCUCAAGCAUCGUAGAGGAAAAAUUACUCAAGGUCCGAGUGGAGGAACAUGUACAAGAUAACUACGAGUGUUGUUCCCACAUUUUUUCAGGCACAAGGAUUUGUUUAUUUGACAAAACGAAUAUAAAGGUUACAAUAAACUAGUAAAAAUUAGUAGUAAGACAUCAGGAAAAAAAUACGGUGCACCCCAGGGUUCAGUACUUGGGCCGAUUUGAAUCCUGAUAUACAUCAAUGAUUUGCCGAAUCACUAAGAUGAAAACUAUAUAUUAUUUAGAUCUAAGAAUAUUUGAGCUUUCACUGCAAAUCAGAUGCUUAAAUUUAAAUGCUUUUAAGCAGACAAUCAGUAGUUUCGUUGCUGAAAAUGCUUUUUCUUCAUACCCAGAGUUCUUGGAUUUUGAAUUUCGAUGUGCUUUAUCUGUUAUUGCUUUUUAGAUUGUUUUUAUUAUUUUACUGUACUUUUUAUACCUACAUUUAAAUUGUGACGUUUCACAUAAUUCUCUGUGUACACUAUUAAGUUUUGUUACAGAGAGACGUGUGUAAGUACUGUGUGC